Molecule: messenger RNA, 753 nt
Organism: Drosophila mauritiana
Lineage: Eukaryota; Metazoa; Arthropoda; Insecta; Diptera; Drosophilidae
Exons: 1
Coding region: 95-649 (184 amino acids)
Source: RefSeq, a predicted model, not a curated record
GUUGGAAUAAGUUCGUUGGCCAAGGCGAAGCCAAAAUUAGUGCACCCACAGGCCAGUGCCAGAGCGGAUCUUCUCUAGACUUCGAUCAUUCGACAUGCAGUUGAUCUAUUUGACGCUGGGAUUGGGACUGAUCUUCACCACUGCCCUUCAGGCGGCCAUCAUACCACUGACCCUGAUCAAAAACGGAGUUGGAGCGAAUCAAGCGCUUCCCAUGGAUACGGAGAAGUUUGGUUACCUGGAAUUCAAGCCCAAUGGAUCACUAAUACUCAGAAGGACGCCCAAUCAGAGCGGCAAUAACCUACAGGACCUGGUGAUGCUGAGAGGAGUUCUUCAGGCUCUUAAAGCGAAUCCCUCGAAAAUGUCGGAAAUCCGUGGCGAAACGCCAUUGAGCCUAAGGAUCUAUGGAGAUGGAGUGGAGCACAAGUUUCCGCCCAUACUGGAGAAUAUCAUCCAACGCAUUCAAACGUAUUUUUCGGUUUAUCGCUUUACGGAUACAAGCAAACCCGGUGGAUUCCAGCGAAUUGAACUUACUACACAGCCGGCGGAGGAUUCUCCGGAUGUAACCACAAUAAAAGCCGAGAACAAUGAUGAACUGAUAGUAGUCGGAGAGCAGGACGCGUACAUUACAGUGGGUGAUGAUACAGACUAGAAAUAAAGCUAUUUAAUACAUAUUUAUUCACCUAGCUAUGUAAGAUGAUAAAAGUGCCGUACUUCAAAUAUUUUUUGAAAAUAUAUCACCCUCAUUCGCAAAUA